Plutella xylostella (diamondback moth) is the source of this 1351-nucleotide messenger RNA. It is a transcript of the gene ND-42, whose product is annotated as NADH dehydrogenase (ubiquinone) subunit ND-42. Gene Ontology annotation, cellular component: respiratory chain complex I; cytoplasm. Gene Ontology annotation, biological process: mitochondrial electron transport, NADH to ubiquinone. Lineage: Eukaryota; Metazoa; Arthropoda; Insecta; Lepidoptera; Plutellidae. The record is from RefSeq and is a predicted model, not a curated record.
CAGUGAAUUGUUAUGUCACAAUUUUACGAUCCGAUUUUUCCAUUAUUAUGAAUUGAUUUGAGGUGUCACAUAACAGUUUGAUACCUCAAAUAUGGCCACUAUAGUGCGUACCGCAUUUGUGAAGAUCAUCAGCCCUUCGGGGGGCAAGAUCGCAGCAUGCACAUUCAUCCAAAGCCGGAACAUAAACGGCAAGUCCCUCCGAGAGUCCCUGCCGCCCCGGCCCCCGAAGCCAGCGCCCUUCGACUAUGUCAACAAGGAUUACGGUAUGAUCCGUAGCUGGUUCGACAGAACGACCCACAGACUCGAUGAGAACUCUAAGGUGGUGGUGGUGGAGGGUCCGGUGGCCGCCGGCAAGACGGAGUUCGCGCGCGCGCUCGCCGCUGACCUCGGCAUGAAGCACUUCCCUGAGGCUACAAUGGACUACCACUACAUCCGGCCCAACGGCUAUGACCUGCGGAAGUUCGACGAUCAGAUCCCGGAAGACACAAGGAGCUAUGACCAUGUCAACUUCAACUGUGACCCUAUGCACCGCAAUGCUGGCGCAUUCCAGAUUAUGAUGUACGAGGCUCGCUAUGCGCAGUACAUUGAUGCUCUGGCUCACCUGUUGAACACCGGUGAGGGGGUUGUGUUGGAGCGGUCUCCGUACUCCGACUUUGUGUUCCUAGAGGCAAUGUACUCACAGAAGUACAUCAGUAAGGGGGUGCGGUCCGUCUACUACGAGAUCAGGAAGAACACUAUUGAGGAACUGCUGAGGCCACACCUUGUCAUCUACUUGGACAGGCCAGUAGACAAUGUCCAAGCAGCGAUCAAGGCCCGAGGCCACCCGCACGAGGUGAGCGGCAAGGCGCUGACUCCUGAGUUCCUCACGGAGAUGGAGCGUCUCUACAAGGACAAGUACCUGCGGGACAUCUCCACGCACGCGGAGCUGCUGGUCUACGACUGGACCGGCGGUGGUGAAGUUGAAGUGGUAGUAGAAGACAUAGAGCGUCUCGACUUCGACAAGUACGACGAACGUGAAGAACCCAAGAUGAAGGACUGGCGGCUCCCGCGCGAGAUGGAGUGGGCGGACAAGCGCAUGACGUACACCAACCACAAGAAUUACCUGCUCAAUCUGUUCAACGUGGCCCGGACUGAUGUGCCGGAGCUGAUUAUUGGAGCCGAUGACGCGUAUGCUAAGGACCAGGUGAUCCACAGCCACCCCGAGUUCGAAUACCUGGAGGGGUACAACCAAAACGACUCGGGACUUAUGCUGAAGAACAAAGUGCCCAAAUAUACGGAACAUCUGUAACACUGUUGUUAGUCUUAGUAGUAUCUAUGUAAAAUUAUCUAAUAAAAUUAUUUAAAAGUUUUA